Molecule: messenger RNA, 1209 nt
Organism: Aspergillus sclerotioniger CBS 115572
Lineage: Eukaryota; Fungi; Ascomycota; Eurotiomycetes; Eurotiales; Aspergillaceae
Product: transcription factor domain-containing protein
Exons: 7
Coding region: 1-1209 (402 amino acids)
Source: RefSeq, a predicted model, not a curated record
AUGAGCUUUGUCGAUGCCUUAGCGGAAGACCGUGAGAUGGGGUCCAUUUCGGCUAGUCCCCUCUCCUUUGAAAGACCGGAUUAUAGUGGACUCGCCUCCCUGCCUCCCUACUGGGUGUACAAAACGAGAGAGGUUCUGCAGUGUCUCGAUGAUCUAUCCACAAUUUAUCAGCUGGUCCGGGAAUUCUAUGACGUGAGCCAGGCAGCGGCGGUUCCAGCCCCACUAAUCCUCAAUGCUCUUGAGCAGAUGUAUAUUGAGGAUAUACAACAUCCACAGAUCACCACGUUAUCCUCACUUGUCAUUCCUAAUCGGCUGGAGGGGAACGCCUUUCAUGAGCUAUCCACUGGAAAACAGCUUCGGCUGGAUAUUAUUGGCGUCCUUUGUGCUAUCGCCGGCCAGGCCUGUUGUUUUGCUCUAGGCCAGGAUAAGUUUCGCGGACCGACUGGAGCGGCACGCCGAGCAGAAUUUCCAAAGAGGAUGAUGGUAAUCAAUGAUCUAGUAACCACUAUAUGCAGAAUGGUCACACUGACUAACGAUCUGACAAUCUGGACAUUGCACGAGAGCGUGCUAAUUUCCAGCUUGGUUCAUAGCUAUCCUAGUUCAGUGACAUGGCAUAGGCUGGGAGGGCUAUCGACCAGUAUUUUCGAGAUGGGCUUGCACCGUGAUUUUGGAAACCCUCCCAUUUUCUUACGAGAAUCGCGGCAUCAGGUUCACCGGCGCUCGUCUUGGAAUAGAGUCCGAUUCUUAAUGAGCACUUUCUGGGAGGAGAUCCUAGAGUUAUCGCUGGAUUAUCCAAGUUCUAAGACAGCGGAUCAACUGAGAGAUAUUUCUCGUCGGUGUCAGCCAACAUGGGAGUCGCUUCCGGGCCACUUGCACUUCUCCCCCACCUGCUGGAUGCAAGGCCUACCGGUCAGCGUCUGCCUCAUGCUUACCCUGGCGUACCUAACGUAUCUCUACAAUGAGUUUCUGAUGGAACGGCUUCUUGUUCGACACGAUCCGCACAGUGGUAAUCAGCUGCUCGAUGUCAGUAUGAAGAUACUGUCGACCGUAUUGACUGUGGCUCAACAUCGCGAGCAUACAUUACUGCUGUACGGCUUUCCGAGUGCCAGUCACACUCGCAAUGGCAAGACCCUUCCAUACAAAGGGGCGCGGGGCGCACUCAUCCGGGACGUGAGUGUGUUUACCUCUCGCUUGGAGACCAUUUCUUGA